Talaromyces atroroseus is the source of this 1410-nucleotide messenger RNA. RefSeq lists its product as hypothetical. The transcript has 3 exons. The record is from RefSeq and is a predicted model, not a curated record. The coding region runs from base 1 to 1410 and encodes 469 amino acids. NCBI's taxonomy places the organism in Eukaryota, Fungi, Ascomycota, Eurotiomycetes, Eurotiales, Trichocomaceae.
AUGCCUAUUGUGAGCGCAUCGCUGGGAGCUCUGCGCUCUAUCAUCAUUCAGGUCGUUGGGUUUCUUUUCAUGAUAUACUACUGGAUCUUGACUGUACUAUCAGGAGCAUUUCUCAGGAAACCAACGGCGGAAUACAAUUCGGAAUUAGCUUUAGCUCGCGAUAACCUCUGGAACCUGUCAAAGCAGCCAUUUGGGCUUCACCAUCGAUUCUUGUCUCUGCGGGACGGAUACAAGUUUCAUUACGUGACAAACACCAUAGCAUCCGCAUCAUUAUCAGCAGCUGCCUCGACAAGACCUCUGGUGAUUUUUCUGCAUGGCUUCCCGGAUAGCUGGGCGGUAUGGCGACAUAUUCUGGCAUCGCCGUGGCUCCGUGAAUCGAGCAAUCUGGUCGCUGUGGAUUUGCCGGGCUAUGGCGGUUCGGAUCUACUCGAACGGUAUUCUGCGACCGAGGUGCAUGAGAGACUGACGGAAUUUAUUAUUGCAUUACGCGAACUCUAUGGUAUCGAUGACUAUACUAAUGACAUUCAGGCAAGAGUGAUCAUUGUCGGCCAUGAUUGGGGCUGUGGGAUAGCGAUGCGCCUGGCAGCUGAGGCACCGCAAUUGGCAGAUCGCUUCAUACUGAGCAAUGGACCACUGGUAUCAAGCUGCACCCUCUCCCUCUCAUUCAUGAUCGUUAUUUUACGAAACCGCAAAGCGUUGCAUACGAUCAAGCCAAUCAUUCGGCAGGUGAAAAGCUCCGGGUAUGUCUUUGCGUUGCAGCUACCUCGUCCUAUAGUGCGUGUUCAAGGAAGCGGUGGCAAUGGCGCAUUGUUAAGAAUGAUUCACGAAAUGGCUCAUGGUACCGCUGGCACGCCUUCUGCAAAGGACAUUGCCGAGAGUGUGGCCAGUUCGCUGGGGCCAGGGUCAGCACAAGAUUGGAGGGAAGACACUGUUAAUCUCGAAAUGCAAUAUUCGAAAGCUGUCGUCCGUCAAGGAAGUUCAGAAAAGUUUGUCAGCAUGACCAAUUACUAUAGACACGGCAUAAGUGCGGGACACUGGGAUAAAUCGGUCGAGACGGUCGCAGCGCUUUAUAGCAUUGGGCGCGGAAGUGAGAUAAGACGCAAGAGCAGCCAUGCAGGAGUCUUCGACGAAGGUCCUGAGGGCUCGCUGAAAUCGAAAGCCACCAUUGUAUGGGGUCUUAGUGACGAUGCCAUAGACCCCCAGCUGGGGCUCGACGGGAUCGCAGACUACCUCUUCAAAGACAGCCAGGUCAUUGUGCUACCCAGGGCGCAGCACCACACCAUCGUCGAGAAGGAAGGUAGAGCAGCUGUGCAGAAAGUCAUCGAAUGGGCUGUUGCAGGCGAGGAGGGCGAUGUGGCUGUGGUGGCGAAGGCUGCUUAUCCCGGAGCUACAGUUACAGUGCGGACCUAG